CCGUUCAAGCCAGUCGGCAUCUCCCAUCUUCCCACAACAAUGGACGUCGGCUCGAUUGGCACGGUCAGCUUGAAGGCUCCCACUUCUCCCACUGGUUGAUCAGAGCAAAGAGAAAGGCCCCCUGUCCUGAUUGGUUGAUCAGAGCAAAAUUGUUCAACAAGUUACGCCCACAAUGGCUGACAGAGGAGACAUCUCUGAUAAUUUGGAUGACAAACGUCCAAGAUCUACUGUUCCAACUGCAAUUCUGCUGCCUAUCUGCCGGGACACGUUGGACGAGAUUCUCGUUUCGAAGUUCCUGGGCUGCUGUGCGGCUUUUAUUUAAAAAAAAACACCAUUCCGGAGAAGAAUCUGAUCAGAACCACACGCGGCUACUAAAGGAGGGAGAUCAUACGACAGUAUCAAUGUCGGGUUGAGAGCAUAUGGCUGACGGGGCCUGUAAUGGCUCAUGGCAAUAAACCAGCAGCUCCCAUUUCCAACUUAGCAGCAGCCACUCCUCAGCUGUGUGCUGGUUCAGGACCUACUAAACCGAGUCAAGAAGCUCACAUAGCUUUGGUGAGGGAGGUGUCUGCACAAACAUCCUGUACCUUAAAGGAUGAUAACAAUGACCAGUUGACUGCUGCCAAUCACUCCUUUUUCAGUGGUGAAGACAUGGAGGACACAUGCUCUGAGUACGACAAUGUGGGCUCUGAUGUGGAGCAGGACUAUGACGAGGUGCUGCAUUUAAACAGGGGGGCUGUCAUGGACACGAGGUACUACAAACAAUACUGCCCUGAAGAUGGGGCUUACCUAAAACACGCAGGAGGAAAAAUUGCCGAUGAUAGCGGCAGUGCCACGCCUCAUCAAAGCACAGAGAGAUGCGAUGGAUCACAAUCAGACACUAAGCCCCGUAAGGUGGGCCGCCCCUUUACAUCGCGUUGCACCGCCAUCAGAAGGGAAGCAGCGGAAGGAGAAGAAGUGGGAAAGGGCCUGGAGAACAGGUUCUUCUUUUGUGAUGGAGAUGAGAUUGAAGAGGUGCUCGAUGGGGCCAGAUUCAUAGAAGAUUUAGAGGAGGAGAGUUUAGAAAACAACGUUCCAAGACAGCUUGGCCAUUAUGAGGAUGAUGAUAGGAUUAGAAAGGGGUGUGAUGAAAGGGAUAGAGAAAAUGACAGAGGAUUUACAAGAAACACCAAGGAGGACAGGCAGGGGAAAGGACGAGGGAGGAAGACAGCUGGACAGGAUGUCGGAAUCAAAGGUUGCACGACCAACAAAAAUGAUAAUCGAGUAAAGACAUCAUCAAAGGAAAAUAAAAAAGCUCCCAUGCGGACAAAAGCUAAAUCUAGCUCCGGUAAGCAACAUCCACCUCCUCGUCAUUCCCAUGGCCAGACACCUAUUAACAGCCAGAAGACAGAGACCCCUCCUGUUACAAGACCCAGUGUUUUGACUAAUAACCAGGAGAGCGAGCCGAGUGUCAUCAAACCGUCCCCUCCUCUUCGUCACGCACUGGAGCAAGAGACAAGGCCUCCUGAAGAGAGCCAGAACCAGCCACAGAAGCUCCAGCAGGAUGAGAAGAAGCCAAGCACAGCCGUCAUGCAUGUGGAAGUGCCAGAGCAGCCAAGGAGGCCUCCGAGUCCAAAUGUCCUUCCAGAUGAGGAGAGUGGCUCCCCCAAGAAGACACAAGAAUCAGCUUCCUUCCCCAGUUUUGAAGACGUCCCAGGUCCAUGUGAGCCAGAAGAUCUUAUUGAUGGGAUCAUCUUUGCUGCAAACUACCUUGGCUGCACUCAAGUGCUGUCUGAUAAGAAUCCAUCAAAGACUGUCCGCAUGUCACAGGCCCAUGAAGCCGUUAGUCGUAUCAAGAGCCAAGAUGAAGAAUCCCAAAUGAUGACAGAAGUGGACCUGUUUAUCUCCACUAAAGCUGUUAAAGUGCUCAACGCCGACACACAGGAGACAAUGAUGGACAGCACCUUGCGUACCAUUUCCUAUAUCGCUGACAUAGGCAGCAUUGUGGUUCUGAUGGCGCGCAGACGCUUGUCUCAGGCGUCAACGCCGGAGGAUUUCUCUGAACCUCCGGAUUCUAGCAGUGAAGGAAAUAGUCAGUGUGGGAUGAUCUGCUACGUCUUUGAGUCAGAGGAUGCCCAGCUCAUCGCACAGUCCAUUGGUCAGGCGUUCAGUGUGGCCUACAGAGAGUUCCUGCGAGCCAACGGCAUCAAUCCCACAGACUUAAGCCAGAAACAAUACAGCGACAUCAUCAACUCCCAGGAAAUGUACCACGACGACCUUGUCCAUUUCUCAAACUCAGACAACUGUAAAGAGUUGUGCGUGGAGAAGCACAAAGGAGAGAACCUCGGGGUUGUGAUUGUUGAGUCCGGGUGGGGCUCCAUUCUGCCCACCGUCAUCCUCGCUGGUAUGCUGAACAGCGGCCCGGCAGCUCGCUCUGGAAAACUCAGCGUCGGCGAUCAGAUUAUGUCCAUCAACAACACCAGCCUCGUCGGGCUGCCUCUGGCCACCUGUCAGGGUAUCAUCAAGGGACUGAAGAAUCAGCUACAAGUGAAGCUAAGUAUCGUGAGCUGCCCACCUGUCACCACUGUCCUCAUCAAGCGGCCUGAUCUUAAAUUCCAGCUUGGUUUCAGUGUUCAAAAUGGCAUCAUCUGCAGCCUGAUGAGAGGGGGCAUCGCUGAGAGAGGCGGCGUCCGCGUUGGACACAGAAUCAUUGAAAUAAACGGUCAAAGCGUGGUCGCCAUGGCACAUGAGAAGAUCGUACAAACACUGUCCGUGUCUGUGGGCGAGAUCAAGAUGAAGACGAUGCCUGCUGUGAUGUUCAGACUGCUCACCGGACAGGAGACGCCUUCCUACAUAUGAUAAGACUCUGCACUGAUUAGUGAUGAGGAAAUUUUUAUUUUUCUAUCAUUUUAAUAUUAUUUUGUUGCAAUGCUAUAAAGAACAUCCAGUUCUCAUUUUCAGGUUUAAUGUUGAAUUACAUUACUCAUAAUGGCCUUACAAUGUGAAUACUCGGUCUGUAGUGCUAUGUGUGGGUUUGGAAGAGAACUAGCUUUAUGGUCACUUUUAUUUUCUUAUGAAGAGAUAAAUAAGUGCAUUUAUAUUUUAGUUAGUCAUUUUUAUAGUGUCUAUGUACUUCUACUGUAAAUACUCUGGAUUACUCAAGGACUGGAUUGGAAAGGCCAUAUUACUCUUACAGUAUAUGCAUGUUAUAAUGAAGUGUUAUUGACCGGGGAUUCAUCAUAUUCUAUUACAGUAAGUGUUUAAAAGAAGUUAUGUAUCACACUGUAUAAAGCCACUCAAAGUGUGUGUAUGAUGGAGAUGCUGAAGGCCAAAGACACCACUACAUUUUAAAAUGCAGUACAAGAGAUCAUAACCUUUACCAGAGCGUACAAGAAUGUAUCAAUAUGUACAUUAAGGAACGAAUGUAUUAGUGUAACACAAAUAAUACAAUCUCACUGCUUACAGUUUGUUGUUUGCGUUCAUUUUAUUAACAAGGUGCCACUUCCCAAAAGUAAUCACAACAAUAUACAGGCAAUACGAUGCUGUAUAUGCAACCUUUUUUGACCCACGGACCGGCUUGUGUUCCCACAAAUCUCCCGCGGACUGGUGGGGGUGGGGGUAUGGGGGGUAUUUCGUACAUUAUAGCUAUCUAAUUUAUCUUAUUUAUGAUGUAUUGUGUAAAACUAAGACAUGAAUAACAUCACAUUAAAAGCACAAAAAGAAUGCCGACCCACCAUCCACCAGUUCAAGUGUUUCCAGAGAGAUUAUUACAUCGCUGUUUGACGUGUGGUACAAGGCAGUGUGCUAGCAUGAAUUAACUUGAGACAAAUGUGCACAUUAGCACUCAAUAAGUCAUCAAAACUUACCUUUAUGCAUUCCCGCAUAGUAUCAGCAUUUGACACCAAAUAUGAGGUGAAAGAAAAAUGCUAAAAAUACAGUAGUAGUAAAGAGAAAGUUAGCAAUCCGGCCACUUUUCAAAAUAAAACAUAAUGGAAAUUAUUUUUUCUUUCUGCCAGGGGGUUGAUCA
This is a messenger RNA of Dunckerocampus dactyliophorus (ringed pipefish), 4003 nucleotides long. RefSeq names its product amyloid beta (A4) precursor protein-binding, family A, member 2a (gene apba2a). Gene Ontology annotation, cellular component: dendritic spine; plasma membrane; cytoplasm. Gene Ontology annotation, molecular function: protein binding; amyloid-beta binding. Gene Ontology annotation, biological process: chemical synaptic transmission. The record is from RefSeq and is a predicted model, not a curated record. The transcript has 15 exons. Lineage: Eukaryota; Metazoa; Chordata; Actinopteri; Syngnathiformes; Syngnathidae. The coding region runs from base 439 to 2835 and encodes 798 amino acids.